Neopsephotus bourkii (Bourke's parrot) is the source of this 1320-nucleotide messenger RNA. It is a transcript of the gene PRMT5, whose product is annotated as protein arginine methyltransferase 5. Gene Ontology annotation, cellular component: cytosol; nucleus. The annotation marks the transcript as partial. Gene Ontology annotation, biological process: regulation of DNA-templated transcription; peptidyl-arginine N-methylation. The record is from RefSeq and is a predicted model, not a curated record. NCBI's taxonomy places the organism in Eukaryota, Metazoa, Chordata, Aves, Psittaciformes, Psittacidae. The transcript has 11 exons.
CCCUAGAAGUGGGGCCGGACCUGCCCUCCAGUGCCGCCAUUGACCGCUGGCUGGGGGAGCCCAUUAAGGCGGCCUUGCUCCCCACCAGUCUCUUCCUCACCAAUAAGAAAGGGUUCCCAGUGCUCUCCAGAGCCCACCAGCGCUUACUGGGCCGCUUGCUUAAGCUGGAGGUGCAGGUGGUGCUGAGCGGGGCCCCCCGCCAUGGGGGGAAGCCCCUGGGCUCGUACCUGCAGUACCUGGAGCACCUGGGCCAGCACCGGCCCCCCCCCUCCGCCUACGACCUCUUCGCCCGCGGCUACGAGGACUACCUGCAGAGCCCCCUGCAGCCCCUUAUGGACAACCUGGAGUCGCAGACCUAUGAGGUGUUCGAGAAGGAUCCAAUCAAAUACUCCCAAUACCAGCAGGCGAUAUAUAGGUGCCUGCUGGACCGGGUGCCUGAGGAGGAGAAGGACACCAAUGUGCAGGUGGUGAUGGUGCUGGGGGCCGGGCGGGGCCCGCUGGUGAGCGCCGCCCUCCGAGCUUCCCGCCAAGCGGGGCGGCCAAUCAGGAUCUACGCCGUGGAGAAGAACCCCAACGCCGUGGUCACGCUGCAGAGCUGGCAGUACGAGGAAUGGGGGGCGCAGGUGACGGUGGUGGCGCAGGAUAUGAGGGGCUGGAGCCCCCCCGAAGGGGCCGACCUGGUGGUGUCCGAGCUCUUGGGGUCCUUUGGGGACAAUGAACUGAGCCCCGAGUGCCUGGAUGGGGCCCAGCACUGCCUCAAGGCGGGGGGGGUGAGCAUCCCCUGCUCCUACAGCUCCUUCCUGGCGCCCAUCUCCUCCUCCAAGCUCUACACCGAGGUGCGGGGCUGCCGCGAGAGGGACCGGGACCCAGAGGCCCAGUUCGAGAUGCCCUACGUCGUCCGCCUCCACAACUACCACCAAUUGGCCGCCCCCCAGCCCUGCUUCACCUUCCAGCACCCCAACCCCGAGGCAGCCAAUGACAACAGCCGGUACCGCCUCCUGGCCUUCCGGGUCCAGGUCGACUCCGUGCUCCACGGCUUCGCCGGUUACUUCGAGACCACGCUCUAUGGGGACAUCACCCUCAGUAUCCGCCCGGAAACGCACUCCCCGGGGAUGUUCUCAUGGUUCCCCAUCUUCUUCCCCCUCAAGCAACCGUUACCGGUAAAGGCAGGCGAGGAGGUGACCGUGGCCUUCUGGCGCUGCUCCACCCCGAAGAAGGUCUGGUACGAGUGGGCCGUGACGGCUCCCGUCCCUUCCGCCCUUCACAACCCCACCGGCCGCUCCUACACCAUCGGCCUCUGACCAAUAAAACGCCUUUGCC